UGUUUUCGGACUGGGCGGUGCUCUCUCUCUGCCCCACCACUCGACUGACGUGCUGAACAAGGAUGUCCGACAGCUGAUCCGUUCAGUCACUCCAUGGACUAGGCAAGGAAGUACCAAAGUUAUCCAAUAAACAUACAAAUGCGAUGCAAUUAACGAAGGACUCAGCGGAAAAGUAGGAGUUUACAGUUAUAUCCUAGGGGGAAAGCGCAGAAUUCUGAAUGAUAUGAGUUUGAUGGGAAGGGAUCAUUUGGAGCUCUAUGCACAAAUCCCCAAUUCUCUGCAGAAUUUGGUUUCUACGUUGUGAUACGCACUGUGUUCUGGUUCAGAGAGAGGAUAGCCUACUCAUGUUUUCUGCAUGAAAACACCUGAAUAAGGUUCCAAUGGAACACAGGAAGCAGAAGUUAAUGAGUUCCUUCGUGGCUGUGUUCGAGAUACGCAGAACGCGUCCAACACUUGUUCUACUAGUGCUGAUGUUGGUAGGGUUUGAAGGGGUCGGCGGACUCCGGGCGUGUAGGAGGAAAACGGAACCUGGUGGACUGUCUGUGGAGUCUCUGAGCUCCCUGAAGCAUCAUCCUGUGACGGGAGCGGCGCUGAGCCGUUCCAGACGCUACGCCAUCAACCCACUGGGCCACAAGUGGAAGCAUUUCAACCUCACCUACAAGAUCGUGAAGUUUCCCAACACGCUGAACAAAGAUGACACCCGCCAGGCCAUCAGCAUUGCGUUCUCCAAGUGGAGCGACGUGUCCCCUCUCUACUUCGCCGAAAUCAAAAACCCCAACAAGAGUGCUGACAUUAUCAUCGGCUUCUACACGUGGAACCACACAGACUGCUGGUGGUCUCCAUUGCACCCCUGUUUUGAUGGACUUAACGGGGAGUUGGCCCAUGCCUUCCUGCCCCCGCGCGGGGAGAUCCACUUUGACAAUCAUGAGUUCUGGAUCCUGGGGAAGUCCCGCUUCAGCUGGAAACAAGGCGUGUGGUUAAAUGACCUGGUACAGGUGGCGGCUCAUGAGAUUGGGCACGCCCUGGGGCUGUGGCACUCCCGUGACCCCCAGGCCCUGAUGCACCCCAAUGCCACCUACACGGGCCAGAGGAACAUUGCCCAGGACGACAUCUGGGGAAUCCAGCGCCUCUAUGGAUGCACGGACAAGAAGCGUGUGUGUGAUCCAUGGGCUCGCCUUGGCUUCUGCGAAAGGAGGAAGAGCUUCAUGAAGAAACACUGUGCCCGACGAUGUGAUCUCUGCUAUGAGCCUCUUGAGGCCGUUACCACGCUAAGUCCACCGCCUGCCAACGUCAAGAUCAAGAUAGUUCCUCGUGGAAAGGUUGUGGGCUUCCGCUGUGGGACGAAGAAUCCUAGAUCGCCUCCCAAAGUCAGUUGGUACAAGGAUGGAGAGCAGCUCGUGAUCUCUAUCCCCGGCUACGUCACCAUGAAGGACCGCGACCUCCGCGUCGUCGCCAACGAGUUUAACGAGGGCACUUAUACCUGUCGCGUCAAUCGUGGCGGCAACGUGGUCUCUGCAAACUCCUGGGUCAUCCGGCUGAAGCCUGAACAGCCCUCCAACAGCUGAGCUGAAUGAAGAGAGUGAGGGAAGAAUGAGAGCUGGGAAGGAAAGAAUGAGGCAUGGUGGAAAAGAGGACGAACCCACCGCAACAAUGACAAUAUUAUAGGUGAACUCAGCAAUACAACAUCCCCCUACACAGCAUGACGACUUCCUGCUUACUAAUAUUAAAUAUGCCAAGACUGCCACAUAUUGGACCUUAUUCACGCAGGGAUUGUGAGCUUUCAAAAUACAGCUUUGUGUGAUAAAAAACCCCGGAGAAACUUAAGGUUAACCUUGGAAUCAACAGAUAAUUGACCAAUGGAAACAACCCUCUAUUCUAGAGCCAAUAGUGUCAGUCUUAGCACGUCAAAAUUCUGUUGUUGAUGUCUGUAAACAGGAAGUUGCCCCGGUUUGAAGGAUAUCGUCAUAUGGCUGAGUCUAACUUUAAGCAGGCUGUACUCUGACAGUACUCUCUUGAAUCCAGGUCAUAAGUGGAAUAGAUCCCAGAACUCAACCUUGUCCUUAAUGAUGAAUGAAGUUUCAGACUUUAAAGAUCCAGGCAGAAAAGACUAGCUUUGCUCACCCUUUAAACGCGACUGUUAUUUUUAUGCAGUUGUUGUGUUGAUACAUCUCACUUUGUUAAAAUGUCUAGGGCAGAGUUGAUAUUUCUAUGUCCUGUGUCAAUUAACAGUAUAGUAAUUUGUUUUGAGAAAGGGAGUAAAUAUGAUGCAGCUAUCACGGUGUACAGUGCUUAUGGAAAGUAUUCUCUCCCCUGUUUUCUAUUACUUGCCUUGCAUUUAGAUGGGGAAAAAAACAAUACAUUGGGAUUUAUUCACACCCCUUAUUCACACCCCAGAGUCAAUACUUGGUGGAAGCACCUUUUAGCAGCAGUUUUACCCACUUUUUGAAAAAGUCUCCGCCAACUUUGCUGUCACAGCACUGUCAAAUUCUGAUGCAGAUUUAAGUCAGAACUGAUACUAGGCUAGGGCACUCGAGCCCUGUUUUAUACCUGGUUCUAACAUGCAUCCUGGUCUUGUCCACUUUCUGAUUGUGCCCUCAUUUUCAGACGUGUUUAUACGGUCUUAUCCGUCCACCUUGUCUGCAUUGUGACCAGUUUUCUCGCCCCCCCCCCCCUCGUAUGCAAAUUAUUGAAUGACUAAUCUUUUAAAAUAAUAUAUAUUUAUAUUAAGACACAUACUGAUGACAUAAGUCAAUGGUGCCACCUGUCAAUGAUUUUAGACGCCGGUUACACCGCCAAGUGUGGACACAAUCAGAAUGUGGACAAGGUGCUCGAUUCGAUCCGUAGAGCUUGAAGAUCCGCACCACAAUGCUAUUUUAAAUGUAUUGACAUGUUCCCGCGUUUGCAGAGACCGCAUUCACAUGUUGGCUUAAUCGGAAGUUACCUUUAAAUGUAAAUAGUGCUGUAACGUGGAUCUUCAGCACUAGAUCAGGACAAGUACUAGAACUGGGUAAAAACAGGGUUUCAGAGACAUUGAACAUCUUGGCAAGUCACUCCAGUGCAGCAUAGGUCUUAUUUUGGGUUAUUGUCCUGGUGAAAUGUCAACGUCUUAUCCAGUGUCAGGCGUUCAACAGACUGAAUAUGUUUCACGUGGCCUUUGUACCAUUUUUCCUUUUGACCCUGCAAGUAUUGGAGUGACUGCAAUGUUGAUCUCCCCCCCACAACCCCAUCUGAACCAAUAAGCUAUUUUACAAAUCACCAUGGUCUCACCGUGACAUUGCAUCACCUUCGUCUGGGUGAUGUGAUAAAUCAUUCGCAGCUUAAUUAUUAACUUGACCAUGCUUAAAGGACCCUCCCUUAAUCUGUACCUGCCUCCAAAUGUAUUAAUGAGAUGUUCUGAAAGCUCCAGGGUAGCUUUAACUCCAUUAACUGAAGGACCUUACAAAGAUGGAUAUUUAUUCUGAAAUAUUGUAGCAGUCGGAGAUGCCACAGCAAAGGGGGUGGAUACGUAUGCAUUCAAACAGAAGUUCAGUUUAGAACUUUCUAGAUUUUGUCUCACUUAAAAGGUGGUGUAGGAUGAGCAGAUCGGUGAAACAUGCCCAUGUUAUUCAUUUUAAUAUUUAAGGCAACAUGUAAAAACUGUGCAAUUGAAGUGAAUACUAUUGCCUGUUUUUCUACCAUGUUAAAUUGUUUGGUAUAUAUUUUCCCUCCUGUGUGACAAGGAAUGGUUGCCAGAACUGUAUAUGCAACAACACAUUGCCAAACAUAGACCACUGUAUUUGUAAGUGAUUUUACUUCAAAAUGGAGUAUUUUUCUUUGUACAUAUUUAUUUUAGUCCUGUUAUAACUGAUAGUAGUCAACGGGUUGACAGUUCAUAUAUGACAAGACAGACAUUCCCUUUGCCGAUUAAACAAUGAGGACAUUUAAAAACAG
This is a messenger RNA of Salvelinus fontinalis (brook trout), 3930 nucleotides long. RefSeq names its product matrix metalloproteinase-23-like. The transcript is spliced from 9 exons. Gene Ontology annotation, cellular component: extracellular matrix. NCBI's taxonomy places the organism in Eukaryota, Metazoa, Chordata, Actinopteri, Salmoniformes, Salmonidae. Gene Ontology annotation, biological process: collagen catabolic process; proteolysis; extracellular matrix organization. The coding region runs from base 381 to 1565 and encodes 394 amino acids. Gene Ontology annotation, molecular function: metalloendopeptidase activity; zinc ion binding. The record is from RefSeq and is a predicted model, not a curated record.